Messenger RNA from Lampris incognitus (smalleye Pacific opah), 794 nucleotides. Its product is annotated as synaptosomal-associated protein 25-A-like. Gene Ontology annotation, biological process: synaptic vesicle fusion to presynaptic active zone membrane; synaptic vesicle priming; exocytosis. Lineage: Eukaryota; Metazoa; Chordata; Actinopteri; Lampriformes; Lampridae. Gene Ontology annotation, molecular function: syntaxin-1 binding; SNAP receptor activity; voltage-gated potassium channel activity. Gene Ontology annotation, cellular component: plasma membrane; synaptobrevin 2-SNAP-25-syntaxin-1a-complexin I complex. The transcript is spliced from 8 exons. The record is from RefSeq and is a predicted model, not a curated record. The coding region runs from base 110 to 724 and encodes 204 amino acids.
GGAAAGUUAGCAUGUUUUGCUGGCCACAAUAAAUUGGUGAAAAUGAGGCACUGUCUCUGUCCUUUUUCAAAUUGUCUUCCUUCUCUGAAGUCGAGGUUCAUCAGUCACCAUGGCAGAUGAAGCGGACAUGCGCAACGAGCUGGCCGACCUGCAGACACGUGCAGACCAGAUAGCUGAUGAGUCCCUGGAGAGCACUCGGCGUAUGCUGGCUCUGGUUGAAGAGAGUAAAGAUGCCGGUAUCAGAACUCUGGUCAUGUUGGAUGAGCAGGGAGAACAACUGGAGCGCAUCGAGGAGGGGAUGGACCAAAUCAAUAAGGACAUGAAGGAUGCAGAAAAGAAUUUGAACAAUCUAGGACAGUUCUGUGGUCUAUGUUCAUGUCCUUGUAACAAGAUUAAGGGCGGGGGCCAGGCCUGGGGAGCGAACCAGGAUGGCGUAGUGAACAGCCAGCCAGGGGCCCGUGUGGUGGACGAACGUGAACAGAUGGCCAUCAGUGGGGGUUUCAUCCGCAGGGUAACGGACGAUGCCCGGGAGAAUGAGAUGGAUGAGAACCUGGAGCAGGUGGGCGGGAUCAUUGGGAACCUACGUCACAUGGCCCUGGACAUGGGCCAGGAAAUCGACACCCAGAACCGCCAAAUCGACAGGAUCAUGGAUAAGGCUGAUUCCAACAAGACCAGGAUUGACGAGGCCAACCAGCGUGCUACAAAGAUGUUGGGAAGUGGCUAAACGGUGGAGGAAAAAAAAAGUGCUUUCAUCCCUGUUUAAAAUCCCAAAACCCAAACCCAAUCAAAUCCAG